This is a messenger RNA of Protopterus annectens (West African lungfish), 3321 nucleotides long. RefSeq names its product E2F transcription factor 5 (gene E2F5). Gene Ontology annotation, molecular function: RNA polymerase II cis-regulatory region sequence-specific DNA binding; protein dimerization activity; DNA-binding transcription factor activity, RNA polymerase II-specific. NCBI's taxonomy places the organism in Eukaryota, Metazoa, Chordata, Ceratodontiformes, Protopteridae. Gene Ontology annotation, biological process: regulation of transcription by RNA polymerase II. The record is from RefSeq and is a predicted model, not a curated record. The transcript has 8 exons. Bases 159 to 1250 code for a protein of 363 amino acids. Gene Ontology annotation, cellular component: RNA polymerase II transcription regulator complex.
CAUACAAAUUUGAUACGCUACAAACUUAUCCCUGUUGGAGAGGUGUGAAUUAUUGCUUUGAAGGAGGGUGUCCGUCACGUUCCAGGAAUCGAGCGAGCUGUUGGCUUCUGAUCGAUUAACGCUGAUGGUCCCAGCAAAGUUUUUUGGCAGCAAAGAAGAUGGCUAAAACUGUGGGUGACUUCCAGCGUCCUAGUGCCAGUUGUAGUACUCCAGGACCUUCCAGUCGGCAUGAGAAGAGUUUGGGGCUACUGACCACGAAGUUUGUGUCACUGUUGCAAGAGGCAAAGGAUGGCGUCCUGGAUUUGAAAGCGGCUGCUGACAUACUUGAAGUGAAACAAAAGAGGCGAAUAUAUGAUAUCACUAAUGUUCUUGAAGGGAUUGGCUUGAUAGAAAAAAAGUCAAAAAACAGCAUUCAGUGGAAAGGAGUUGGUGCUAGUUGCAAUUCGAAAGAAGUUUUGGAGAGACUAAAAUACAUUAAAACAGAUAUUGAAGACCUUAAACUUAAAGAAAAAGAAUUGGAUCAGCAGAAAAUGUGGUUACAGCAAAGUAUCAGAAGUAUUAUGGAUCGCACAUAUGGCGGCAGAUUUACCUAUGUUACUCAUGAAGAUAUUUGCAACUGUUUUGCUCGAGAUACACUUCUUGCUAUUCAAGCACCUUCGGGUACACAGCUGGAAGUACCAGUUCCUGAAAAGGGUCACUGCGGACAAAAGAAGUAUCAAAUCAGUCUUAAGAGUCGUUCAGGACCAAUCCAUGUGCUUCUGAUUAAUAAGGAAUCAGAUUCUGCAAAGCCUGUGGUGUUUCCAGUCCCUCCACCUGAUGAUUUAGCUCAAGCACCGUCUCCAGCAUCAUCUCCACUGGCUUCACCAAGGACACCUCCACCAGUAAGACAUCCAGCUGAACACACCUGUGUUCAAGAUUUGCAUACAAAGCACAGAUCAUUUGUUGGUACACAGGCUGCUGGAAUCAGUUCACAACAAGACACUCCUCCCUCAAAAGCCUGUUUGCCAGAAACAGUGAUGUACCCAGCUGUUGAAGUAAAUACAAGUACUGUGAAUUCUGCAGACUAUUGUUCUGUUUCUCCACUGUGUAACAGUACUUUAAAGGCGCGCACGUUUGGACAGAUGAUGACAGAUGAAACUGGAGUUUUUCCUCUUUUUCGACUUUGUCCAACACCUGAAGAGUACAGCUUUAAUCUAGAUGACAGCGAAGGAGUCUGUGACUUAUAUGAUGUACAGAUAUUGAACUAUUAAUUACUGGGUUGGAUGUAUUCCUACUUCUGCUCUUGACCCUUUUCAACAAAAGUGUACUUACCCAGUAUGUUAUGGUACCAGUGACGUUCACAUGGUUUUAAACUGCCAACUGUAUUACUUAUCCAGCUGGAAAAUUUCAGAGAACAUUUGAAGAAUCCACUCAUUUUAAAUGCUUUUUUUUGUUUACUUGUCUUCCAUGAUCACUGACUGGUCAUUAACAUAAUGACUUUUGCUGCACAAAUUCCUUGUAUGACUAACGAAGUAGAGGUGGAUGUAAGUUACCUUGCCUGAUUUUUUUUUUCAGUAAUUGGAAGCUCAUUCUUAUACAUGGAUGCCAUCUCAUACUUGUACUGUAAAACUGAUUGCACUAGUGUGCAUUCGUGGAAUUUAAAAAGUUUUACUAAAGCCUAAAAUUCUGAUUGCACUUACCCUGGGAUUUAAACUAAACAAUUAGUAAAAAGAUUCCAGUUAUAGGAAGCAGGACAAAGAAUCUUCACUCAUAAAAAUUAAGAAAUUGAAAAAACUGCAGAGCCCAUAUUAGGUGACUUAGAGUGGCAGGCAACAAUGAACAAAGAGCCCAGUCCUGUUGCUGUGAAUGUGACCUUUCUUUCUUCUGCUGCUGAAGUUAAGAUACAUUUACCCCAUCAUGCAAGAUGUUCACUGCAUGCCAUUUUUUCUGUGUUUGACUUCACUGCAUUGCCUCAGCAAGGAUGACCAGAAGAGGAAACCACUUUGGGACUUACUGUUUUUGUUCUUAUUGUUCUUAAGAUGGCAUCACCCACUGCAGUGCUGGGUAGUAGAGCAAAUGUCACUAUUUCAGCUGACUGUAAUGCAGUGGUAGGGGUGCCUGAAUGUCAGCUGCUUGGGAGCAUGGUUCACCUGUAGCUUCUAUAAUUGUUCUGGAAUGUUUUAGUUUACUGCAGAAGGCAACUUGUGCUUUGGCAAUGUUCUUCUAAACCCUUACAUGAAGUAUUGCUUCUUUCAAAGAAGCACAAAAAGACCUGCAUUUCCCUUUCUUUAAGUACGAAGAUUCCCUAACUUCCGAAGACCACGGUGUCCUCUUGUUGUGGAAGUUGAUACUAUCACAUUGUGGAGGGAGAUUCAUUAUCUGUUUCUCCUAGAAGAUGUCUCUCAUUGAGAUGCUCUGUUUAAAUGACAACCAUCUCAAGUGGACUUACCAGAAGGAUAUCAUAGGCCUAGAAAAUAUAUGUGAAUCUCUGAAACUUGAUGUAAUUCAGCUUUUGAUGAACACUGUUCUGUUCACCUACACAAAAGAAAAAAAAAUUCAUAUGAUGAACGAGAAAAGAAAAGUUUACCUUGUUAUAUAAGUGCAGAUUGGUUGGUCCUGCUGUAAGCAACCUAGUUACCCAUACAGGGUCUCGCCUCUGAGUACUAUAUCAAAUGACAGAAUAAAAUCCUUGGGAUUCAUAUUAAUUAAGUCAACAACACAGUAAACUUGCAACACAGAUCAUUUCUGGAAUAGUACUGAUAAUCCAAAUAGCUUGCACAAGCAAUGCAAAAGAAGGUAUUUUUGCACACGGGACAUGCCCUCGUUGCACCCCUCAUCUAGGGUACAAUACCUUGAAUAUCACUAGAGCUUUUAUGUAAACUAACUCCCAAGGUUAUGCAGUUUUUGGGGUAGUAGGAUGACUUCAUGAAAUAGAAUGUUUCUGAACCUUUACAUGUUUCGUAAAUUGUUUAUACAUCUGUUUUUCUACAUGUUAAGGUGGCAAAUUACUAGAUCCACAUGGUGCAUUAAAUUGGAAGAUGUUCUGAAUCAAUUCUAAAAUGGCAUGUGUGGCUCCAAGUCAAAACUUUCCCAUGAUGACAUUACAGUGCUAUGUUUUACCUUCCCAGAGUAUAAAUCACAAAGAAAAAUCUAGCAGAGCUACAUUUUCCACUUUGUGAUACCUUAAACCUCUUGUAUCAGAGGUAACAUGGGAUAUAUGCAAAUUACCCUUUAAGGAUAUCAGGUGUUUCAGCUAAAUGGCAAUUCUGAAUGUCCAUCACUUUUAUUUUUAAGUCUAUUUAUAGACAAUUUAAGACAAUAAAUCCAAACCCUUAAGAUGUG